Prorocentrum cordatum is the source of this 1716-nucleotide messenger RNA. Lineage: Eukaryota; Dinophyceae; Prorocentrales; Prorocentraceae. The record is from the annotation of a GenBank genome assembly.
GCCUCCACAGCGGCCUCUCCGGCGCGGCCGCGGCGCGCGCGCACGAGCGCGCCUUCCCCACUGCGGCCCGGCCCCUCGCGCGCGCGCGCGGACGCGGCUGCGCGGGCCGCCCGACCCCGCGCGGCCCGGCCGCGCGGCGGCCGCGGCCCGUCGGGGCGCCCCGCCCUCGGGGUCCCGUGGGAGGAGGCUCUGGCGAUGAGGGCGGCGGACCGGGCACAGCCCAGGCCCAAGGUCAACGCCGUGGGCGUGAACAUCGCCGUCGACCUCCGCUUCGAUCGCUUUGAGGACCAGGUUGCCACGCUGUCCGUCGGGCAGCACACGAUGACGCCACUCUUCACGUUCCCACCCUACGAGUUCGCCGUGGGACUGUACCCCAACGGUGCCAAGGAGGAGUGCCGGGGGGCUGGGUCUCGAUCUACAUCAUGCGGCAGGAUGUUCAUGGAGCUGCUAAAUGACAGGGUGGUCGACUUGUCAUUCUUCAAAGUUGUGUGGUUGUACCUUACAUUGGCAGUCCUGUGGCCCUCUACAUGGAAAGGUGCUCUGAAAGAUUGGAAGUUCGAGAGCGCUGGUUGCGAGAUUAUCACGAAGACCUCGACAGCACCACUCGAGCACGCCAAGAACACGUUCAUCGAAGAGAUGGGCAUGGUGAUGGCUGGCGGCGUGCAGAAGUUCAAGUGGAGCGACACGCCAUCCGACUCUGGCUCUGAGCACCCACUGUCUGCUGGCCUGACCGCCGCCGACGUACACCACAGCGCGUUGACUACCCUGGACCAGCGCGGCGCCGUCGUGGGCCGCAUCGGCAGCUUGUUGCUCUUCGUCGAGGCAGAAGCCAAGAGCGUCUACGAGCCCGUCAGGGUGUGGGUCGUCGAGGCUUCUGCGAAGGUUCGCGACGCCAUCGAAGCGCGUGCCGGGCCCGUGGUGCACAAGCUGCAGGCAGCGGGCCAGCCCGUGGUGGUGUACAUGACGCCCGUCUGCGCGAGCGUCUCCGAAGGCGUCCUCAGCGUCCGCACCGCGGUGGGGACGAGGGCGGUUGCCGUGAAGUCCCGGGCCCUGCAGCUGAAGGGCGACUGCGCCGCACGGGCCCUCGCCGUCUACGGUGCGGCCUGCGAGUUCGCCAGCGUCAGGCACAGAGCGGCGUGUGGGCUCGUGGAGGCCGUGGUGGCGCCCGUGAGGUCCAGGGGCCUGGAGCUCUACAGGGCGGGCGCGGCGAGGGCAAUGCCUUACUGCGUCAAAGCGAGGGACGCUACGCUCUUGCUUGCCCAGAAGACUAGGGACGGGGCCCACUACGCGGAGACCAGGGUCGGCGAUAUCGUCCUCAGGAUAAGGGUGGGCGCAGGGGACACGGCCGCGCUGGGGAAGAGGGUGGUGCUGACCAGGUGCGCGGCUGUCUCGGACUUGGUCCGCGGUUACACUGGGCCUUUGGCAGCCAGGCUGUCGACUAUGCACGAGGCUGUCAUGACCCACGUCUCCAGCCACCUGUCGCCAAUCGUCGCCAAGGCCCUGGAGCAAAAGACCCUCCUCUACACCAAGGCUUGCGACAUCGCCGUGGUGGUGAAGGUAAAAUCGUUCGCCGUCAAGGACAUCGCCAUGCAGUGCAAGGAUAAAGCCAUGCAGCGUCCGCGCGCUAUCCUCGUGCAGAUCAAGGGAGGUUAUGUCUACAUGAAGACCGUAUCCAGUCGGUCCUCGUCAUCAAAGCGAAGCUCUGUGACGUCCUGA